Messenger RNA from Cladocopium goreaui, 1689 nucleotides. Lineage: Eukaryota; Dinophyceae; Suessiales; Symbiodiniaceae. The record is from the annotation of a GenBank genome assembly.
AUGUUUGCCGUGAGAUAUGGCCGAUAUGGCCCGCAAACCUGCCAUGUGAGAGUUCAAGGGCUUCAAGUCGGUCGUGGAUGCCGCUUUGGGGACUUCCCCAAAAGGCAUUCCAGUGGCUUGAAGCAUUGGACCAGGGUAACCCGGGUCACCCUUUCCGCGCUCUUCGCGGCACACGUCCGACGCUGCCAUGGCCGGCCAUGGCGUUCUGCGCAUGUGGCUGACAGUGAACUGCCUGCUGAAGCAGCACCGCAGCUUCCGCCGCCCUUGCCGCCCCGGAAGCUGAUCGUGCUGGCGGGGGCGGAUGAUGCGGGACUUCGAGCCAUGAAAGUUGUGGAGGAAACUUGCCCCUUCCCCCUCCGUACGCUCACGGCGAAAUGGGAUCGCCCGCCGCCGAGUUCGGAGUGGAUGGGCCAGGACUUGGACGUGGCGCUGCUUUUUACCGAGCAGCUCAACUUUUUGGACACCUUCGGUGCAGUUUGUGGCGCUCUCCGGGGCGGUGGCGUCCUAUUGCUCAGCGCUCCCCCGUUGGACGAGUGGAAGCGAAGCGCCAUGGGCUACCAAUGGUGCCAUGAAUUGGAGGCCCUCAGGCAGUCCGGCCACGAAGCUGUGGUGCAGAUCGUCGAGGAGGGUUAUGAUGCUUGGAUGCCACCUUUACCUACACCGCGGCAGCGAACGGCCGAAGGCAUCGUAGCCACAGCGGAUCAACAAGAACUGAUUGAAGCCGUGCUGAGGACCAGCAGCUCCAGCCCUUUAUUCGUUUCGGGUCGCCGUGGCCGCGGGAAGUCCGCAGCCUUGGGUGUUGCCGCGGCGCUCUUGUUACGACGAGGAUGUGACAAAAUCAUCGUGACAUCGCCCUCCUUGGAAUCCACUCAGCAGCUCUUCAAUUCUGCAGAGCGUGCCGCACGGGCGCAGUCGAGCAAGCAAGACGUGGUGAGAAAGACACGCGGAUUGCUGCAGAUUGCGGCUGGACAUUUGCAAUUCGUUGCUGUUGGCGACCUCUUAGGCAAAGAACGAGAGGCGCUAAAGAGCUGCCAGUAUUUAUUCGUGGACGAGGCGGCCGGCCUUCCGGUGGCGGAAGCCACGCAGCUGCUGCGGACGGGCAAACGGGUGAUUCUCGCGACCACCCUGGAUGGUUACGAAGGCAGUGGGCAGGGCUUCCUGCUACGUGCCCUUCCGGUACUGCAGGACACCAAGAAGCAGCUGCGGCACUUUCGCCUUCACGAGCCAUUGCGCUGGACAGAGGGUGGGGUGCCCAGAGAGUGCGCUGGGGGCUUGGCCUGUGAUGGGAGAUGUUAUUUUUUCUUUUUUUUUGCGAAGGUGGGGGUAUACGAUAUAUAUAUAUAUAUAUAUAUAUACAUUAUAUAUAUAAGCCGCCACAUAUAUAUAUAUAUUAUUAUAUAUAAGCCACCACAUAUAUAUAUAUAUAUGUAUUUAUUUACAUAUGUAUAUAUAUAUAUAUACAUAUAUAUAUAUAUACAUAGAUCGAUAUAUAUAUAUAUAUACAUAGAUCGAUAUAGCAAUCAUGGGGAAAACAUGUGUUUUUUGAUGAGCAUGCUAUUUAUUGUAUUGCUUCAGCAUGAAGGGUGUUUUCACGGCAAAGGUUUCGGCAAUCUGACAAUCAUACCUAGAAGGUGGUGCCCCCCGGUAUGCAACAUGUGUAGCUUAAUCAGAAUUCACAGUACCAGAUGA